Zootoca vivipara (common lizard) is the source of this 2806-nucleotide messenger RNA. It is a transcript of the gene CACNG5, whose product is annotated as calcium voltage-gated channel auxiliary subunit gamma 5. The record is from RefSeq and is a predicted model, not a curated record. Lineage: Eukaryota; Metazoa; Chordata; Lepidosauria; Squamata; Lacertidae. Gene Ontology annotation, molecular function: voltage-gated calcium channel activity; channel regulator activity. Gene Ontology annotation, cellular component: postsynaptic density membrane; AMPA glutamate receptor complex. Gene Ontology annotation, biological process: postsynaptic neurotransmitter receptor diffusion trapping; regulation of AMPA receptor activity; neurotransmitter receptor internalization.
GGUCCUGCUCCACGGUGAAUCAGAAAACCAUUUCUUCUGAUUUAAGUCGCAGCUUCAGAGUUGCGUAACACAACUCACUGUGGGUGCGCAAGCAGAAAUGUGCCAGCGUGCUUUGAGAGUGACAAAGCCCAGCCCUCCCACCUCCCACUGAAGUCAGAUGAGAUCUUUAUUAGUUAGUGUUGCUAAAUACCAUACAUCAAUAUUUAUGUUGGCCUGCAAGAGUCCCCCUGGAAAAGAUGAAUUAGCAUUAAAGCUUUUUGCAAUGCAAGGGGGAAAGAAAAUGUCAUUGCAUCAAAGCUCAAUACACUGGGAAAGUGAGACAGUUCAUCUUGUCUCCAAGGUGUUCAAAGGGCCCCUUCCCAGCCCAGCUCCCUAGGUACUCUUGCGUGUUUGGAUUUCAACUCGGCCCAAAGCAGUGACUGCAGCAUUUCCCCCUUUUUUGAUGCUUUGUUUAGCCAUGUCUCCUGUGCUUUGAAGCCUCCUCUUCCACUUGACGUGCUUUACGCCAUGAUUCAUUGCAGAGAGCUGAUUCCAGCAAAUGCCCUUUCUCUUUUCAGAACGAACCCAGUUCUUAGACAAUGAAAAGGCCUGCUUCUAUUGGAUUCCUCACCCACCAUACACACAAAGAACCAUUCAUUUGAGGUAGACACAUGUCCACAAGGAGUUCUCUUUUGUCCCGUCGGACCCUGAUGCUUUUGGGAAUGAGCACCUGUGGCAGAAAGGCCCUGACUCUGCUUAGCAGCGUGUUUGCCGUGUGCGGAUUGGGACUCCUGGGGAUUGCUGUGAGCACGGACUACUGGCUAUAUCUGGAGGAAGGGAUUAUCCUGCCCCAAAACCAGAGUGCGGAAAUCAAGAUGUCUCUGCACUCUGGCCUCUGGAGGGUUUGCUUUUUGGCAGGUGAAGAACGUGGGAGGUGCUUCACGAUAGAAUACGUCAUGCCAAUGAAUGUCCAGCUGACAUCUGAAUCAACAGUCAGUGUUUUAAAGAUGAUUCGUUCUGCCACCCCAUUUCCCUUGGUCAGCCUAUUCUUCAUGUUUAUCGGGUUCAUUCUCAGCAACAUAGGGCAUAUUCGACCUCACAGAACCAUCCUGGCCUUCGUAUCUGGGAUCUUCUUCAUUCUGUCCGGUUUAUCUCUGGUUGUGGGGCUCGUUCUGUACAUUUCCAGCAUCAACGAUGAGAUGCUCAACAGAACCAAGGACUCAGAGACUUACUUCACGUAUAGAUAUGGAUGGUCGUUUGCUUUUUCCGCCAUCUCUUUUCUCCUGACAGAGAGUGCAGGUGUCAUGUCUGUCUACCUGUUCAUGAAGAGAUAUACCGCAGAGGAGAUGUACAGGCCUCAUCCCGGCUUCUACCGCCCACGGCUUAGCAACUGCUCUGACUACUCUGGCCAGUUCCUCCACCCGGAUGCCUGGGUUCGUGGACGCAGCCCUUCCGACAUCUCCAGCGAUGCAUCUCUCCAGAUGAACAGUAGUUACCCUGCUCUACUGAAAUGUCCAGAUUAUGACCAGAUGUCGUCCUCUCCAUGUUGAAUCGAAAGUAACUCCUUCGCCUUUUAGGAAUGAAAACCUGGUGGAGGCUGUUAUGUCCUCAAAAUGUACUUUUUUAAAAAUAAUAAUAAAAAGCCCACUCUUACAGGACAAUCCCUCUCUAUUUAUACAAUUAGUGAAUAAUAUCAAUUCUUACCUAGAGAUAAAACGGGUUCCCACAGCGAUGCACAUAUGCAUAUCCAGAAAACUACAGUGGAGGUUUUGAUCCUGCAGCUGGUCCAUAUGCCCAGAUCUCUUGGAGUCGUGAGAGAGUGUGGAAAAGAUACAGGAUUGUACCCAGCGGAAGCUUGAGACCAGAAAGAUACUUGUAGGGUUUUCGUAAAGGCAACCUGUGAUAAGCAACAAAAGGUUUGCGGAUUAGAAUAUGUUCAUUGUAAAACAUUACCAGAAUAAGAUGUAAAUGUACAUUCCUAGUGAAUGAUCGUUAGAAAACUGCAGAAUGUGCCAUUGUCUUCAAGCUGGAAGGUAGAAUUUUAGAAUUAACUAAAAGUACUUCCUCUUGGCAGUAUUUCAUUAUGAAAUGAGGUUGGGGGUUUUCAUUAGGAACCAGACAAUUAGCCCUCACCAGUGAUCCCUUUCCAUUCUGGUGAGGCUAGUCCUCAAUCCAAUUUGAUAACUUCAUGACAAACCCUCUGACAUUGCAGGUCAACACAUUGAAAUAAGGUGCCUGGUGUGUGCACCUGUAAACACAAUCUAUUCUUCUGAUAUCAGACUGAAAAUAUAGGCUCUGAAGUAAUAAUGGAUCCAAAUAUAAUUUGGCUCAUAAUACGUGGUCUUAGAACUGAGUGAAUAGCGGAUAUGAUAAUUUAUGCCCUGCAAAAACCAAGCCCAAAGGCUUCAUUCCAUCAAUCGGCUUUAGUUUAUUUUGCUAUUUUCCUUUCUUUGGGAAACCCAUUGCAAUGGAAGUGCUUGUAUUAUCACUGGCACCUCAGGGGAUUGAUUGGGUCAUGUUGGCAUUCAGCUUUCCCUGUAAAUAAAGUAUACAGAAAAGAAAAGUUCAUAUCUGUAUGUUGUACCAUGUGUAUAUUAUGGCUAGAUUGUUCAGAGAACUGCAAUCAAAUGUACAGAAUACAGUAAGCUGAUUGGCUGCUCUGAAAAACGUAAGUGUACAAAAUUCUAUGUACAUGCCAGUUUUUGUUUCCACUCUGAAGUUAUCUUGAGUUGUAAUCAAAAAGAAGUAAACAAAAUCCAGACUUUCAGUCUGUUUGCAACAUAUUUGUAAAAAUUAAUUAUGGUAAAAAAAUAAAACAAUGACAAAG